Messenger RNA from Sphaeroforma arctica JP610, 1194 nucleotides. RefSeq lists its product as hypothetical. Gene Ontology annotation, biological process: post-translational protein targeting to endoplasmic reticulum membrane; SRP-dependent cotranslational protein targeting to membrane. The transcript is spliced from 6 exons. Gene Ontology annotation, molecular function: transmembrane protein transporter activity; RNA binding. Lineage: Eukaryota; Ichthyosporea; Ichthyophonida. Gene Ontology annotation, cellular component: Sec62/Sec63 complex. The record is from RefSeq and is a predicted model, not a curated record. The coding region runs from base 160 to 1194 and encodes 344 amino acids.
CACAAAAGUUAGAUAGAAACUGAAAUAGUACAAAUAAAUACAUAAUCUUUCUUGUACACACAUAGUAGUGUAGAACCACACCAACUUGAUACAAUAUAUAAUAAUACCAGAGAGUCACGUAUAUAGAACCACUCUACUGCCAUAUAAGAAUAUCACAGUAUGAGCGAGUAUUCUUACGAUGAUAGUGGUGACAACACCACCAUUUUCUUGCUGAGUGGACUGUGUCUAUACUUGGUGCCAGCCACAUACUUCCGCGUCGCUAAGUUCAUCACGACGCCCGAGGGGCCCGCGCGUGAUGGGUCACCCUUCUAUGAAUUCACACAGAAGAAGAAGUGCAAAGUGAUAGAGAGUAAAGAGCGCAAGUGGAGCAUCCAUGAUGUGCUGUUUGGCGUGGCGUGGUUGGCAACCAUUGUGUUGUUGUGGAAGGCGUCUGGUAUCACGGCUACCGUCCAGGAGGUCUGGAACCCCUAUGAGAUUCUUGGUCUUGAUGAAGGUGCCACGCCGAAGGAGAUCAAGAGUGCCUAUCGUAAACUGUCGCUGGUGAACCAUCCGGAUAAGAACCCCGAAAAUGAGACUAUUCACGAACUCUAUAUGGAAAUUGUCAAAGCUCAUCAGACUCUUACUGACGAUGCUGUGCGCGAGAACUGGGAGAAGUUUGGACAUCCUGAUGGCAAGCGUUCCACUGAGUAUGGUAUCGCUUUGCCCGAAUUCCUGAUUUCUGAUACCUACAAAUGGGUGGUUUUAGCUCUCUACUUCCUAGGUAUCAUGGUGUUCAUGCCGGUUGUGGUAGCCCAGUGGUGGUGGAAUUCCAAGCGAUACACUCGUGAUCGCAUCCUCCGACAGACCAUCAAUCUGUACUACCAGUUCCUCAGACCCCAGAUGACUACGGCGCAGAUCGUAGACGUAGUGACAGCGGCCGUUGAGUUCCAGGACGAAGUACCUCAGCGUGACACGGACAAAGAGCAGGUUGCUGCUCUUAUCAAGCUCAUUGGCGAGACCAAGUUAGAGGGCCAAGCGAACGAUCUCAUGGCCCGUUUCAGUGAAAACCAGGUUUUCGACGCGCCUUACUGCAUCAAGGCUCGGGCGCUGCUUACGGCACACAUGUUCCGCAUCACCGAUUUGCCCGCGGAAUUGCACGAGGAUCAACAGAUUAUUCUAAAUUUGGUGCCCAAUCUAAUUCAGGUGUGUGUUUGA